UACAAGUGCAGUGUCCUCUGUUUCCGAACAUUUGCCUUCCAAUCUUGCGCUUGACACUUCACUUCUAUCUCUUCUGAGCUCUUCGAGAGAUAUGAGCGACAACAAUCAGAGCGAGGUCAGCGUCACCAUCGUCGCUCUAGUCAUCUCUGUUGUCGCGCUCGCCGUCACCGCAAACCAACUCCUAGCCCAACUCUUCAGCUCAGCAGAUGGUUACCGGCGUUGCGCUGAGUCUGUCAUUGGCCCCUGGCACGUCUUACGCAAGCGCAACCGGGAUUGUAAUCAAACACGCAUCAAGAUUUACAUAAUCUAUCGCCAUUAUACCUGGGACCUCAUGCCGCCGGAUAUAAUUCGACCACUGGCUCAGGUCAGUGCCAGUGACAUUGUAGUCUUGGCUAUUAGCAUGGGCAUGCAGUGGCGCUCGCUCGAUGCUGGCUUCUGCAAGAUACAGGCAGAUGGCAAUGGGUACAACAUCACACGUAUGGGACAACGAGUAAAGGUUUACAGCAACGAGCAAUCGAUUCAUAGCAACGAGCAGUCGACUUCGUCAAUUUCCCGGGUUGAUUCCCAAUCAAGGGAUACUCUUGCUACAGACUUUGCAUUGGUCGACAACAACCGCUGCGUUCAAGAUAUCGCUGACCCUCGUGGUGUUCUUACCAGCAUUGGCUGCUCGGAGAACAUGCGCAAUAACAUCAAGAAACAUCGAAAUACUGAAGUUCGCAUCGAUGUCAUCACUCUCAUGCUCCCAUAUCUACCUGUGGAAGGCUCGGUUCUGACGAAAUAUCCGUCGCAGCGCACGCUUAUAUGGCUGAAAGCCAUCUACAAAGCUCAUAACAUCGACAAAGAUAUCCAUGGGCACUGGUUUGCUUUCAAAGUUUAUGAGAUUGAUUGCCAAUACGUCAACAACCUACACCAUGAGAAACAAGGGAUCAAGGCAUAUCUGGACGGCCACAAUGUCGAUCUCCCAAAAGACGUAGUUGAGGCUAGUUGGUGGGUACUACAGCUCCGAGCAAUAGCUUGGCACUCUCUACCUGGCCUGUAG
This is a messenger RNA of Dothidotthia symphoricarpi CBS 119687, 1039 nucleotides long. RefSeq lists its product as uncharacterized. The coding region runs from base 92 to 1039 and encodes 315 amino acids. The transcript is spliced from 6 exons. NCBI's taxonomy places the organism in Eukaryota, Fungi, Ascomycota, Dothideomycetes, Pleosporales, Dothidotthiaceae. The record is from RefSeq and is a predicted model, not a curated record.